AUGGUUUUGGAAAUAGAGGAAACCUGUACAUCUUGCGUUUGGUAUUGGGUUGUUUUGGUUCCUGUUCGGGAUCAACUGCUGGAAGAUGGAGCGCUGCGAAGAAGAAGGAGGAGGGAGAGUAAGCUUGCGCUUGGCACAGUCGGCUUAGCGCUUGUGACGUCGAGUUUCGACCCUCUCUUUCUAGACGAAGGCAGCAGCCGGAAGACGCGCCGGAUCAGCGUCUGUGACGCUGUGACUCUGGCUUCAUUUGGCUUCAUUGAUGGUGUUGCUGUUCAUCCUGUUGCCAUCACCACGAUCCUCUCCACCCUUGCCUCGACUGACGUAUAG
Pseudozyma hubeiensis SY62 is the source of this 327-nucleotide messenger RNA. RefSeq lists its product as hypothetical. The coding region runs from base 1 to 327 and encodes 108 amino acids. Lineage: Eukaryota; Fungi; Basidiomycota; Ustilaginomycetes; Ustilaginales; Ustilaginaceae. The transcript has 2 exons. The record is from RefSeq and is a predicted model, not a curated record.